Molecule: messenger RNA, 4516 nt
Organism: Leucoraja erinaceus (little skate)
Lineage: Eukaryota; Metazoa; Chordata; Chondrichthyes; Rajiformes; Rajidae
Product: ribosome biogenesis regulatory protein homolog
Biological process (GO): ribosomal large subunit export from nucleus; ribosome biogenesis; endonucleolytic cleavage in ITS1 to separate SSU-rRNA from 5.8S rRNA and LSU-rRNA from tricistronic rRNA transcript (SSU-rRNA, 5.8S rRNA, LSU-rRNA)
Cellular component (GO): preribosome, large subunit precursor; nucleus; nucleolus
Molecular function (GO): protein binding
Source: RefSeq, a predicted model, not a curated record
GUGGGCCGAAUGGAUUCUUGGGCUGGCAGCUCAGUCACUCGGGCCUGGUGGGCUGGCAGCUCAGUCACUCAGGCCUGGUGGGUUGGCAGCUCAGGGCCAGUGGGCUGGCAGCUCACUCACUCUGGGCUGGUGGGCUGGCAGUUCAGUCACUUAGGGCUGGUGGGCUGGCAGUUGACUGACUCACAACUGUUGGGCUGGCAGUUGACUCACGGCUGGUGGGCUGGCAGUUGAUUGAGUCACGGCUGGUGGGCUGGCAGUUGAUUGACAUGGCUGGUGGGCUGGCAGUUCACACACAGCUAUUCCUUGAAAUUCCAUUUCAAGCAGAGUGCAGGCCACCAAAUUCAAAUGCAAUUUCUUACAAUUUCAAGCAGAGUGCAGGCCACCAAAUUCAAAUGCAAUUUCAUACCAUUUGAGCUUUAUACUCCUGCCCCCCUUCCCCGCGUCCGGAAAGGGCGUUACCUUUAUCCGGGCCGUGUGAGCUGGGUGCAGCGUGCGGAGGGAUGGCGGCGGAGGUGGAGGUGCUGGCGGGCGUGGAGCAGACGGCGGUGGAGGAGGUGCUGCCGCUGGCUCUGGCUGGCGUGGAGCAGCAGACGGCGGGUGAUGGCCUGCACAAUGUCCGUGUGCACAAGGAUCUGGAGCUGGAGUUCGAUCUAGGGAACGUGGCGGCGUUCGACAACGUCCUGAAUCCUGGCGAGUUCCGAAGGAACCUCGAGACAUUCCUGCGUUCGCUGGCCCGCGGCAACACCCAGCUGCUGGUCAACGCCAUGUGGGCGCUGCCUGUCGAGCGGCUGCCGGAGGCGGUCAUGGCCAAGCUGCCCGAGGGCAAUACACGCAUCCCCCGUGAGAAACCCGUGCCCAAGCGACGGCCGCCCACCUGCUGGGAACAGUUCGCCAGGCUCCAGGGCAUCCGGAAGAAGAAGAAGACCAACCUGGUCUGGGACAAAGAGCAGAACGAGUGGCGGCGGCGCUGGGGGUACAAGAGAGUCAACGAUCCAACCAAAGAGUGGGUCAUUGAGGUGCCCGAGUCGGCAGUUCCCAAUGAUCAAUUUGCAAAACGCGCCACGGCUAAAAAAGAAAGGGUGGCGAAGAACGAAUUGAACAGGCUGCGCAAUAUCGCCAGGGCUCAGAAGAUUAAAGUGCCAACUUUGGGAAUAACCCCGGCCAGCCAGCCUAGUAAGAGUGAGCUGAGCAAAGCCAUUCACGUGGCUAAGACCUCCACAGCUUCAGUUGGCAAGUUUCAGGCUAAGCUACCGAAGGAAAAGGAGUUGAGGAAUAAAGCCAAGAAGAGGAAAUUCCAACCCCUUAUUGGAGAUUUUUCUGCAGAGAAGCAGAACCAGCUAGAACUGCUAAAAAUCAUGGCAGGCAAGAAACCAAAACUAGACCUCACAAGAGCUGUAAAUAGGCAGCUUCGUGAAGAUGAACAGGAGCAGGCAGCAAAGCGAAAGAAAGUGGGCCCAAAAGGCAAAAAAGGACACAACAACAAAACCAAAAAGAUGGAAAGGGACAACGUCGAAAAAUAAAAAAGGAAGGGGGAAAUGAAUCAUGUGAAAUAGAACUCUUAAUGUUGUACUUUUUUGAUUUAGGGAUACUGAGUUGGAUGAUCAGCCAUGAUCAUAUUGAAUGGCAGUGCAGGCUCGAAGGGCCGAAUAGCCUACUCCUGCACCUAUUUUCUAUGUUCCUAUGUUUCUAUCAUGGUAAUUGACAGGCGAGAGGACCAAUCAGCUGAUCUCAAGAUUUUUAAAACAUUCAUAUUUUAUUUUUCAUCGAUCAGAAAAAUCCUCGGGGCUGCCUCAGCGGAGGAGGACUGUAAGAUGGCCAGAAAUCAUAGCGAUAUAUGGUAGCUUUUUUCCUAAAAUCAAUAUACAGCGCAGGCAGGAAGUAGUCAAGAUGAGACUUUUCGUUAUAUAGAUAAUGUUGUAUAAUCCCAGGUUCAUCAGUCGCAUUAUAUUAAAUUUAUGUGAUGGAAAUAUGCAUUACAACAGAACUCUGAAAAUACCUCACCAGUCAAACAAAAGAUCAAAGUUAUAUCAGGACAUUUAAAAUAUAUGUGAUGGAUAGCAUUAAUAUGGAAUAAUUUGGGUUUAGUAGUUUUUAUGACUCAUGCAAUUGGACAAAUAUCGCAAAGGUGAAUAAUGACUUUGUCUCACAGUAUCGUUUAUAGUAGACUUUGGUUGCUGAGGAUGUUACUGCACCCGUUCAUGUCAAUUGUGUUUUUUGAUUUUUUUGAUUUUGUGUCUUUGGAGGGAUUUCUAUCUUUAAUUUGUGUAUUGAUGAUGUCCUUAUUAUUUAUUUUUCUCCGACUAUAUGUUUUUUUCCUCUUCUGUUAAUUUUUGUAAGGUGUCCUUGAGACUUUGAAAGGUGCCCGAAAAUAAAAUUUAUUAUUAUUAUUAUUAAUGGCCACUGUUUUGUAUUGCUAUAAAGUAAGGUUCUCCAAAAUUUUGCUUUGGUUUUUCGGUUUGUCGGAAGACAUAACUGGAACCAUUCUCUGUUUGAAUUUACUAACGUAUGCAAUUGUCUUGCAAGCCCAUAUUUAUUGUUUUACAAUGUUUACAUCCAUUUAUACUUCUUUGCUGAUGAGCACAUUUCACAUUUAUCCCUGUAUCCAGGUCUAUGAUGUAGAUCAUGCUAAAUUUGGUAGUUCUAUGAUUACAUGCAUUUCCUGCAUUUCACUAAGGAAAGUCUUAAAACUAGGUCAUGAAACAAUGUUUCUCAUGAAUUUCAAUGUCCUGAUGAAGCACUCCAGCAUCAGUUUAUCAGAUCUGACACUUAAACUUUGAUCGUCCAAACACAUAUUUGGUUUGGUGAAUUAUUCAACAAAAAGGCUUUUUCUGCUUACAGAUACAAUGAGUUCCUCAUGAAGUAAAUUUAAAUGUUACUAUUGGCCAAGCCAUCUGUUGCAUUUGCCUUGUGUUAAUUUGGGCUUUUUUUUCCAAGUUUAGCUGGCAGAGCUUUAAUGCUUCCAACAAUGUCAUCAUAAUUUAUGCCCCAGCUGUCCCUAACAGUUCUUUUUCUACAACAAUAACUAAUGUUUAACGUGGCUGAAAUAUUUAAAAUCUUUUUUCUUAACUGAGGAGCAAUUCUUCUGAAUCACUAUGUUCCAAACCCGAGGCCCCUGUGCUUGACACUCAGAUCUCCAUCGGAUUCAAUGUUCAAGCAUUGACUUGUUGGUCUUGUUCUUUUCAAAUGAACAUGAAAAAAAAAGAAGUUGUUGGAAACCUGAACUAAAAACAAAAAUGCUGGAAAGACUCAGCACAUCAGGAAGUAUCUGUAAAAAAAAAAACCAGAGUUAAUGUCUCAGGUCCAAGAUCCUGCAUCAGAACUGGGAAGGAGAUUUCUAUUCAAAAUCCCUUCUGAUAAUUAUGGGCUACACUGACUUGAGUCAGCGCAUCUGCAGAGCAUGUGGAAGUUUCCAAGUUACAUAUUAUCAUAUUUGGAAAUGUGUCACUGCUGUUUCAUUGUUGCUGGGUCUAAAACCUGGAAUCCUCAACCCAACAACAUUGGAAGAAUCAUCAGUAAAAAAGGCUAUUCACUCCUCCCUUUCAAGGACAACUAGGAAUGAAAAUGAGUCUGAAGAAGGGUCCCGCCCCCAAAGGUCACCAAUCUAUGUUCUCCAGAGAUGCUGCCUGACCUGCUGAGUUACUCCAGCACUUUGUGUCUUUAGAUGUGGCCUUGUUGCAAUGCCCAUUUCUCAUGGGGGAAAAAAAGAAGAAAUAAUAUUCAUAAUGGAAACGUUGGUUUUAACUUGCAUUGGGAAUUAGAGCAUGAUGGACAAGGGAAGAGAAUAUUUGUAAUACGGUGAGCCAGGCUUAUAUAAAUUGUUGAUGAAGCCAUGUGGUUGAUUGAUUCAUGCCAUUAGGGAAAGGGAAACAAAACAAAGGGAUAAACAAAAGCUGUGAAAUGCAGAUAGGAACUGCAGGAAAUUCCCAGAUGAUCUGGCAAUAUCAGUGAAGAGAGUAAAAAAUUACAAAUGAAUAACUUUACAGCAGAACUGGAUGUGUAACCUAUUUUCUUUGAUGGUGACAGGGAUCCAGAAAGGUAAGGGAUAAAUUGUAUUUAAAGUGAGAGGAAACAGCGACAUCUGGUAAAAGCUGGGAAAGUUCUUCAGAAAAACAUUUUGGGUGAAGGAUAGCUGCGUCAAAAUUGGAUGCCUAAAAUUAAUCAUCUUCACUUAGAGCAAUGUGGGCACGAAACUUAAUUCUUAAGAAGAAUUACUCCAUCCCCAGAACUCUAGCUGCAUACAGAUUAUUUAGAUAGGGGUGAGGAUAAUUACAUGGCGCCACUGCUCGACAACCUACCAACACUCAUGACUGAGAUGGAAAUUUGAAUAAUAGCUUAUGCAUUGUCAGUAUUUCCACCAUUAUGGUUCUUUUAAGUAGAAGGAGGGGAAAAAUCAAAACGCUACACCAUAUCAUAAGGUUUUGAAUCACAUGAAAUGUUAUUUCUGUUGAAAAUGUGUCAGGUUUUGUUACAACGUAAAAUAAUUUGGUUCCUCAAACUAUUUGAACAAGACCUAUCU